Lodderomyces theae is the source of this 783-nucleotide messenger RNA. RefSeq lists its product as uncharacterized. The transcript has a single exon. Lineage: Eukaryota; Fungi; Ascomycota; Pichiomycetes; Serinales; Debaryomycetaceae. The record is from RefSeq and is a predicted model, not a curated record. The coding region runs from base 1 to 783 and encodes 260 amino acids.
AUGCCAACAACUGCGGCUACCCUUAGAGAAGAGUUUCAGAGUUUGAAAACCACUAAACCAGGGUCAAUCACGACAUUAGAGCAACUUGCGCGCGAGACAACCAAUGAUUCGAAAUUACUACAGAACAAGAGACAAGUUCAAAAACAAGUCUUGACUGCAAUGAGUCUAGCAUAUCUCGAUCAACAAACGCAGGAGAAGUUGUUGCAAAAGAUAUCAGAUUGUGAAAGUAAGGAAGAUCUACUACGUUUCUAUGAUGAAGACUUUGAUGAGCAGUUGGCUAAAGAGGUGAAUGACUUGGAACUUAAUUGGAAGGAGUUGGAUAAGGUAAUGAAUGAUAAACAUGAGGAGUUGAGACAUUUGGCGGAUAAUGUUAGCAAACGGUAUUUAAAUUGUGAAGAAAUGCAAAAUAACACCGCCCAAUUGAUCGAAGAAUGCGAACAAUUGGAACUUGAGUUUGAAGAGUUGAUUAACGAAGAUAAUGAGGAUAAGGAGUUGCUCGAAUCUGCACUGAAAGUGGAGGCAUUUGAUACAGACCCAUCACAACUCAACAGUCAGGCUAGAUCUGACGUGGAUGAGGAUUUGAGGAAUAUUCAUGAAAUUAUUAGCAAGAAAGAAGCUGACAUCAGUGAUGAAAAAAGUCAUAUUGAGUUGCUAAAAGUGCAAUUGGAAGAUAAAAAGCGGCAGUUGGAGAAGUUACCGAAAGAUGACUUGAAAGAGGAUGAUCCUGUACGAAAAUUUUAUUAUUUCUUGAGAAAAUUGAAUGAGUUAUUGGAAUUACUUUGA